This is a messenger RNA of Selaginella moellendorffii, 655 nucleotides long. Its product is annotated as glutaredoxin-C1. The transcript has a single exon. The record is from RefSeq and is a predicted model, not a curated record. NCBI's taxonomy places the organism in Eukaryota, Viridiplantae, Streptophyta, Lycopodiopsida, Selaginellales, Selaginellaceae. Bases 6 to 404 code for a protein of 132 amino acids.
UGACAAUGUACGACAUCUCCAGCCACGCCUCGACGGCAUUCCAGCUCAUGGGAUCCGGCGGCGGCGGCCACUGCCACGGCGCGCUGAGCGCCAUGGAGAGGGUGGAGCGCAUGGUGUCGGAGAACGCGGUGGUGAUCUUCAGCAUGAGCAGCUGCUGCAUGUGUCACGUCGUCAAGAGCCUGCUGUGCAGCCUGGGCGUGAACCCCACCGUGUACGAGAUGGACGAGGAGAGCGAUGGCGGCGACAUGGAGGAGGCCCUGGCCCGGAUAAUGGGCGACUCGCAGGUCGUGCCCACCGUCUUCAUCGGCGGCAAGCUCAUCGGGGGCCUUGAUCAGGUGAUGGCGGCGCACAUCUCCGGCUCGCUCGUGCCUCAGCUCAAGGAGGCCGGGGCGCUCUGGUUAUGAGCGAGAUAGGAGCGAGAGGAGGAUCAUCCAUCGGCGAUCGAUCAUGGAGAGUCGGAAGUGGUUUCUAGUUUGCUCCAAUCUUUCUAGUUUCCUUUACCUUCCUCUCUCUCUCUCUGUCUCUCUCUCUUUCGAGUCACGGAUCUAGAGCGCCACGCAGCGAGAGAAUUUAAGCAUCGUAGCUUCUUUGUUUUGUUUCUAAAUUCCCUAGAGGUUCUUUCAGUAUAAGAAAAGUUGUCUCUUUUCCCUUCGUU